Molecule: messenger RNA, 3049 nt
Organism: Pseudophryne corroboree (corroboree frog)
Lineage: Eukaryota; Metazoa; Chordata; Amphibia; Anura; Myobatrachidae
Gene: ENTREP1
Product: endosomal transmembrane epsin interactor 1
Exons: 11
Coding region: 333-2069 (578 amino acids)
Cellular component (GO): membrane
Source: RefSeq, a predicted model, not a curated record
UGUCGGAGAGUCCGCUAGCAACAACACUGGAGACAGGGAAGGGGGUGGCAGGGAGAGGAGGAAUAUGCUAGCGAGGGAUAAACAGCACAGGAAGUAACUGGCAUACAUGGAGAGAGAUAAAAGGGACGGAGGAAACAGAGGGCUCUCCCGGAGGCACGUAUAUAAGCUAUGCGUACAGGGUGGCGCUGAAUCAGUGCCAUGCCAUGAGUUUGCCAUAUCAGUGCUGUGAGGAGAACGUAUUGGGCUGGCUGUUUUCUAUCUGAUCAGGUUUCUCCUUUCCAGUUUCCGCCCUCCCCUUUCCACUGCUACUGCCACCCUCCCCUCCUGGCCGAAUGAUGUCUCUCCCAGUGCUGCUUCCUGGCUCCUGCUGUCCCAUGGCCGGGCUUUCUUCUUCCAUGGGCAACGCUGCACCCUCUUCUUCUCCAGCCGGCGAUCCAUCUCUGCACCGUCCACGCAGGAUCCGUGGGGUGCUUCAGUCCCCUCGAUGUUCUGCCUCUCUUAGCCUGUGCCCCCCUCCGGCUCCUACCUCUAGCAGGCGCCGGGCUGGAUCCGGACUGACCGUGCCAGGCAGACCUCUGCUUUCCCUGGGCUUGUUGCAGCUCAUACUGGGAUGCUGCACUGUGGCUCUCAGUUUUGGGGCUCUGUCACUCAGCAAGACACCCCAGAUCAGGAGUUCGUGCCCCUUCUGGGCUGGGUCUUCGGUAAUCCUGUCUGGUAUUAUAGGACUAACCACAUGGAAGAAGCCCAUGGUUCUCCUAGUAAACCUGUUUGUCAUGUUGUCAGUGGUCUGUGUCUUGCUGAACCUGGCUGGUUUCAUCUUGGGUUGUCAAGGAGCUCAAUUUGUAUCCAGUGUUCCCAGUUGUCAGUUGGUAGACAUGGCAGAAGGCAAAAUCUGUGUGUGCUGUGAAGAAUCUCAGGCUAACAAGUGUCUGGAGAAAGAAAAUGUUUUGAAGCUGUUCAUGAUCCAUUCCUGCAAUGCAGUUCAUCUGUUACUCAAGAAAGUGUUCUUUGCCCUAUGUGCCCUAAAUGCUUUGACAACCACAGUGUGCCUGGUAGCAGCUGCCCUGCGAUAUCUGCAGCUCCUGACCACUAGAAGACCCUGCACAGAUGAGUCCCAAGUGUCUGUAGAAGAAGCAGAGGACCCAGAUCGGGAGCCUGACCCUGAAGAUUUUGUUCCACCUGCUCCUCCCCCUUCAUAUUUUUCAACGUUCUAUUCUUGCACUCCAAGAAUGAAUCAUAGGAUGACUGGUGAUGAGGUGAUUCCUUUUCCACACAUCUAUGGAUCCAGGUUCAAAGGGGUUGAAGUGUUUUGCCCUAUUGAGCCUCCUCCUCCAUACGAAUCAGUGGUUGGACAAAGUAAUUUGCUAGAGGAAACAACUCAAGAAGUCACAGACCUUGUAGCCAACACCAUACCAAAACUACCCAGCAUGCAGAUCAUUCAAGAAGCUGCCUGCUGUUCUAACGCAGAAAUCAUGCCUGAAUCUAGUCCCACUGCACAGGAAGAUAGAAGUGACCAAGCAAAAAUGUCACGUAAGAGAUCCCACAGUGAUCCAGUCAUCCAUGAGUCUCCUGAAAGAGGAGCAGUGCCAAGCUGUGAAGCUGCCACUCAGACUGAUACAAGGCCACCUUUGGGAACUGUAACUUUAAGACGUGUUUUAAGAGCGAAAGCUGCUCGAUCAAGACCGAGAUCUCUUGUGGAUUACAAAUCCUACAUGGACACUAAACUCCUGGUGACAAGGUUCCUAGAAGAGCCAUCAUGUCAUAUGUCAGCAGACAUUCGUGAACUGGUUGAAAACAUCAAAACUGUAUUGAAAUCAGAUGAAGAACACAUGGAUGAAGCCAUUUUAAGCGCCAACUUUCUUGAACAGGUGAUGGAUCCAACCCAGCAAGCCACAUCGACCACCCAAAGAUUUCCAAGAAGAAAGCACCCAGGUGUUCUCCAUUUGGACAGCUGUGGAGAUUUAAGCACUUUUGCACAAACUCAUAGAGAAGGGACUGUGAACAGUCAGAGGACUGGCAGAGAAAGACCUCAUAGUCUCAUUGGAGUUGUGCUUGAAACCAUACUGUAAAAGAGGUACAAGAGACAGAAAGCCACUGGAUAAACAAUGAGAUUUAUAAGAUCUUCUUAACAUAGGAUGACAACUGUUCUAUGAGCUUACAGAAUUAUGUGCUGCUUUUACAUAGCUCAAGAUCUUGGCAAGGUGUUUCCUGUUUAUUACCAAAGAUCAAUAUGCACAGAGAUCUUGUCUUUACAUUAGUAGAAUUAGUGGAACUAAUUUAUGUUUUUGCAGAAGAGUGAACUACAUACAUAACGGAGGAAAUUGACGUGUACUGUACUAUGUAUGAAAUCAUUGUAACUGCAUAUGAAAAAAUACUAGGAGAGCCUCAGGGGUUUGUAAUACUGUGAGUUAUGUUGCCCUCAAAGUACAAAGCUGCAGUGUUUUCCUGGUGGAACAGUUUUAUGGUAGAGAUAUGUUCUAAGUGAAUGUACUUUAAACACAUGGGGGGCAAUUGAAUUCCAGGCCAUGGAACUUCACAGCAAUGUUCAAUAGCGCGCAUGUUUGACUAUUACAGUAGGCUGAUCAGUGCUAGAUUUCCCACACAUCUCUAUGGGAUGCAAAGAAAAACUAGCGAUGUUGGAUGCUGCUGGUCGCACUAUGCUGUUCCCGGAAUGGCAUAUCACGGCUGUAGCCUGGAAUUGAAUCGCUGUCACGGAAUUCUAGUAAUUGUAAUAAACUGCAAAUAUUAUUUCCAUUCAUAUGUAUCUUCCCUAGAGAUGCUAUGGCUCACCUGAAAAAUUUAUAAUGGAAUGCAUAAAUAAAUUGUGUUAUGUGAUACCAUGCAAUGUACCAGUUGCCAUUUUGGUAUUCAGGUCGAGUAUAUAUAUAUAUUUGUGUGACCCAAUAUGUUAUGUUAUGCUCUUCAUGAUGAAUACAACAAAAUCUCCAUAAGAUGCUUCAAUUAAGCCAUACAAGCUAAAUUUUCCUGGUAAUUUGGCCACAAUAACACUGUUUUUUUUGCCACUGUUGCAAUAGAGACGGUGGGGGGG